Molecule: messenger RNA, 5403 nt
Organism: Sorex araneus (European shrew)
Lineage: Eukaryota; Metazoa; Chordata; Mammalia; Eulipotyphla; Soricidae
Gene: ATAD2
Product: ATPase family AAA domain containing 2
Exons: 28
Coding region: 134-4249 (1371 amino acids)
Biological process (GO): positive regulation of transcription by RNA polymerase II
Cellular component (GO): nucleus
Molecular function (GO): histone binding; chromatin binding; ATP hydrolysis activity
Source: RefSeq, a predicted model, not a curated record
GCUCUGAGCUAGUGGCGCCAGAAUUCGGAGCGCGAAGCUCCAGAACGCGGCCGCCACUGUCCGCCCCGCUGCGCUCUGUGCCGCCGCCGCCGCCGCCGCCGCCUCGCCCGGCCUGGGCCGUGAGGGCGCGAACAUGGUGGUGCUGCGCAGUAGCCUGGAGCUGCACAGCCACUCCGCCGCCAGCACCACGGACUCCUUGGACCUGUCCGGCGAGUUCCUCAGCCUGGAGCAGAUGGGCCGGAGGCGGCUUCGUUCGGCCGGCUACUCGCAACCCGCGGCCGCCACCGCGGCCAGCGCCGACGAUGGAUCUUCAGUUAAGGAAAUUGAAACCUACCACCGGACACAUGAUUUAAGGUCUCUGAGAAAAAAUGCACAGAAUUCUUCAGAUUCUAGUUUUGAUAAGAAUAAGAAUAUGAAUAAGAAACUGAUGAAGAAUCAUAUUAAUGGCAGGCAUUUUACAAGGCAGUUGGCCAGACAGCAGGCUGAUAAAAAAAAAGAAGAAAGCAAAGAAGUGGUUUCAGUUACUCGGUCAUUGAGGACUAGAAACAUUGUUCAGGCUACAAAACAUGUGCAUGAAGAAAAUGGUGAUGUUGAAGUUCGCCGCAGUUGUAGGAUUAGAAGUCGUUACAGUACUGUCAACCAGUCUGUGCUAUUUGAUAAACUUAUAACAAACACUGCUGAAGCUGUUCUCCAAAAGAUGGAUGACAUGAAGAAGUUGCGAAGGAAGCGAAUGAGAGAGCUUGAAGACUUGGGAGUAUUUAAUGAAACAGAAGAAGAGAAUAUUACUAUGUAUACAAGAGGAAAACGAAAAAGUAUUCAAAGAACUGAUGAAGAAACAACUGACAAUCAGGAAGGCAGCGCAGAAUCAUCUGAAGAGGGAGAAGACCAAGAAGAUGAAAAUGAUGGUGAAGAUGAAGAUGAUGAAGAUGAAGAAGAUGGAGAAGAUAAUCAGAAGCGAUACUAUCUUAGGCAAAGAAAAGCCACAGUUUACUACCAAGCUCCAUUGGAAAAACCUCGACACCAAAGAAAGACCAACAUGUUUUAUAGAGGCCCUGCUUCUCCUGCAAGACCACGAUACCGACUGUCUUCUGCUGGACCCAGAAGUCCCUAUUGUAAACGAAUGAACAGGCGAAGACAUGCAAUCCACAGUAGUGACUCUACUUCAUCAUCCUCUUCAGAAGAUGAGCAUUUUGAGAGGCAUAGAAAAAGAAGCCGUAAUAGAGCUAUUAACAGGUGCCUCCCACUAAAUUUUCGAAGAGAUGAAUUAAGAGGAAUUUAUAAAGAUCGAAUAAAAAUUGGAGCAAGCCUUGCUGAUGUUGAUCCAAUGCAACUAGAUUCUUCAGUACGAUUUGAUAGUGUUGGUGGUCUCUCUCAUCAUAUUGCAGCUCUAAAAGAGAUGGUGGUGUUCCCAUUACUUUAUCCAGAAGUCUUUGAAAAAUUCAAAAUUCAGCCUCCACGAGGUUGUUUAUUUUAUGGUCCACCUGGAACAGGAAAAACUCUGGUUGCUAGAGCUCUUGCUAAUGAGUGCAGUCAGGGAGAUAAGAGAGUAGCAUUUUUCAUGAGGAAAGGUGCUGAUUGUCUCAGUAAAUGGGUAGGAGAAUCUGAAAGACAGCUACGACUGCUGUUUGAUCAGGCAUAUCAGAUGCGCCCAUCAAUUAUUUUCUUUGAUGAAAUCGAUGGUCUGGCACCAGUACGAUCAAGCAGACAAGAUCAGAUUCACAGUUCUAUAGUUUCCACUCUUCUGGCACUUAUGGAUGGAUUGGAUAGCAGAGGAGAAAUUGUUGUCAUUGGUGCUACCAACAGACUGGAUUCUAUUGAUCCUGCUUUACGAAGACCUGGUCGCUUUGACAGAGAAUUCCUUUUCAGCCUCCCUGAUAAAGAUGCUCGAAAAGAAAUUCUUAAGAUUCACACACGACAUUGGGAUCCUAAACCUCUGGACAUAUUUCUAGAUGAAUUAGCAGAAAACUGUGUUGGAUACUGUGGUGCAGAUAUUAAGUCAAUAUGCUCCGAGGCUGCUUUAUGCGCUCUGCGUCGACGCUACCCACAGAUCUAUACCACUACUGAGAAACUGCAGUUGGAUCUCUCUUCAAUUAAUGUCUCAGCAAAGGACUUUGUGGUAGCUAUACAGAAGAUGAUACCAGCCUCCCAGAGAGCUGUAACAUCACCAGGGCAAGCACUAUCCACUAUUGUGAAACCACUCCUGCAAAGCACUGUUCACAAGAUCUUAAAAGCCCUGCAGAGAGUAUUUCCUCAUGCCAGGACCGAAAAUAAGGAGGUAUUAGAUUCAGAUAUUUCUUGUCCUUUGUUAGAAAGUGACUUGGCUUACAGUGAUGAUGAAAAUCCAUCAGUAUAUGAAAAUGGACUAUCUCAAAAAUCCUCUAAUAAGGCAAAAGAAAAUUUUAAUUUUCUUAAUUUGAAUAGAAAUGCUUGUUUUCAACCUAUGUCUUUUCGACCAAGGAUAUUAAUUGUGGGAGAACCAGGAUUUGGACAAGGUUCUCAUUUAGCACCAGCUGUCAUUCAUGCUUUGGAAAAAUUUGCAGUGUAUACAUUAGAUAUUCCUAUUCUUUAUGGAAUUAGUGCUACAUCUCCUGAAGAAACCUGUGCUCAGAUGAUUCGUGAAGCAAAGAGAACAGCUCCAAGUAUAGUGUAUGUUCCUCAUAUCCACUUGUGGUGGGAAAUAGUUGGACCAACACUCAAAGCCACAUUUACCACAUUGUUACAGAAUAUUCCUUCAUUUGCUCCAGUUUUACUACUUGCAACCUCUGACAAACCCCAUUCUGCUUUGCCGGAAGAGGUGCAAGAAUUAUUCGUUCGUGAUUAUGGAGAAAUAUUUACUGUCCAGUUACCUUGUGAAGAAGAAAGGACAAAAUUUUUCGAAGAUUUAAUUCUAAAGCAAGCUGCUAAGCCUCCUGUUUCAAAAAAGAAAGCAGUAUUGCAGGCCUUGGAGGUUCUCCCAGUGGCUCCACCACCUAAGCCAAGACCGUUAACAGCAGAAGAAGUGAAACGACUAGAGGAACAAGAAGAAGAUACAUUUAGAGAACUGAGGAUUUUCUUAAGGAAUGUUACACAUAGGCUUGCUAUUGACAAGCGGUUCAGAGUAUUUACUAAGCCUGUUGAUCCAGAUGAGGUUCCUGAUUAUGUCACUGUAAUAAAACAACCAAUGGACCUUUCAUCUGUAAUCAGUAAAAUUGAUCUCCACAAGUAUCUGACUGUAAAAGACUAUUUGAGUGAUAUUGAUCUAAUCUGUAGUAAUGCUUUAGAAUACAAUCCAGAUAGAGAUCCUGGAGAUCGUCUUAUUAGGCAUAGAGCUUGUGCUUUGAGAGAUACUGCCUAUGCUAUCAUUAAAGGAGAACUUGAUGAAGACUUUGAACGACUUUGUGAAGAAAUUCAGGAGUCUAGGAAGAAGAGAGGUUGCAGUUCCUCCAAAUAUGCCCCAUCUUACUACCAUGUGAUGCCAAAACAAAGUUCCAUUCCUGGUGAUAAAAGAUCAGAUCCAGAACAGAAUGAAAAGCUAAAGACACCCAGUACUCCAGUGGCUUGCAGCACUCCUGCUCAGUUGAAGAGAAAAGUUCGCAAAAAGUCAAAGUGGUACUUAGGCACCAUAACAAAACGAAGGAAAAUCACACAGACAAAAGAUGAUAGCCAGAAUGUCACGAAUGACAAAACUGAGAGUGAUACAGAGGAAAAUCAGGAUACAAGUGUAGAUCAUAAUGAGACUGGAAACACAGGAGAGUCUUCAGUGGAAGAAAAUGAAAAGCAGCAAAAUGCCUCUGAAAGCAAAAUAGAAUUGGGAAAUAAUUCAAGUGUCGGUAAUAUUGAGAAUGAACUUGAUUCUCAGAAGGCUACAUCAUGUCCAGAAUUGAAGAAAGACAACAUAACUUGCAAUGGAGAUGCUUCUAACUCUCAGAUUAUAGAAGUUUCUGAUGGAAAAGAAGCAAAGGAAACAUGUAUUCUGCAAAUGACUCGAGCUAGACGAUCCCAAGUAGAGCAACAGCAACUCAUUAGUGUUGAAAAGGCUUUGGCAAUUCUUUCUCAACCUACACCCUCACUUAUUGUGGACCAUGAACAGUUAAAAAAUCUUUUGAAGACUGUUGUUAAAAAAAGUCAAGGAUAUAAUAUUUUUCAGUUGGAAAAUUUGUAUGCAGUAAUCAGUCAGUGUAUAUAUCAGCAUCGCAGGGACUAUGACAAAACAAAACUCAUUCAGAAAAUGGAGCAAGAGGUAGAAAACUUCAGUUGUUCCAGAUCAUGAUGUCAUGGCAUCAAUAUUCUUUAUGUUCAGUUGCUAUUUAAUUCAUCUUUGUUAUAGCCACAUAACUGAUGCAAGAUAAAAUCCUGCAUUUUUAAGGAAAAGAUUGAAAUAGUAAAUAAAAAUAUUUAAGUUUACUGGUAUUUAUGUACAUGUGUAAGGUUUUAAAAAAAAGGAUAAAUUUGGAAGUUUGAUUGAACCGCUGUAGUAAGAAUAAUGCAUAUCAGUAGCUGAAGUAUACCAACUCAUAAUAAUUUCUGAUGAUUUAUGUCAUUUAAGUUGAAGAAGAUGAAGUGAUAUAGACUUUUUUAGCUUUAAGCACUUGAUUUUAUUCUUAAAGAUGUAUUGUAGCAGACUACAAACUUACUUAGUUGGCAUUGUUUUGUUGUCUUUGUUUUCUUUAGUGCUCACCUCACACCUGCCUUUAGCUCCCUUUGCCCACUCACUUGAAAGCCUGUGUUCAAGUCAUAAUUUGCAAAAAGGCUGUUGAACAACUUCUGGCUGUACACAAUUACGUAUCUGAGUGUCAAAAAAUCAGUGAUUUAUAAAUAUUUAUAAUAAAUUAUUGUGUUUAUAAAAUUUUGAAAUUAUCUUUUGUCUUUCCUCAUUAUACACACAACAGAUUGAUACUUUGUCAAACAUCUUUUUAAUAGCACAAAACUUUAAUAUUUCAAAACCGAAUAUCCUUCUAGAUUUGUGCUUAGGUGUAUUUUGUAAAUGCAUUUUAUAUACAAUUAUAAUUACUAAAAAAUUUGUAUUGGUCAAAAAUACAUUCGUAAAGCAUUCACUGCUGUGCUUUUAGUUUAAGAGAUAUUGUAUUAUGUAUUUGUAACAUGACUGAUUGGAAAAUUCUUUUGAGAGGACUAGAAGAUAAUCUCUUCUAAGGAAUUUUUAAUUUUUACAGUUUCAGAGUUGGGCUGCCUUUUGCUGUUCAUUUAUCUGGAUAUUGUAUUUAAAGCCUUCUAAAGAAACAGUAUUUAAAAUAUUAAUUAGUAAAUACUGUCUCGUUAUCUGUAAAACAAUGCCAGUCACUGAAAACAUUUAAGUAUGUCUCAUGCACAAAAAAAAAUAUAUGUUUACAUAUUUUUAUUGAACUUCAUCUAAUUUAUUCAGAUGCAGCUCCUGUAUAACUGGGUUUCAUUUUGUAUUUAUAAUUU